Messenger RNA from Brienomyrus brachyistius, 4442 nucleotides. RefSeq names its product TAF4A RNA polymerase II, TATA box binding protein (TBP)-associated factor (gene taf4). Bases 54 to 3065 code for a protein of 1003 amino acids. Gene Ontology annotation, molecular function: DNA binding; protein heterodimerization activity; RNA polymerase II general transcription initiation factor activity. Gene Ontology annotation, cellular component: transcription factor TFIID complex. The transcript has 16 exons. Lineage: Eukaryota; Metazoa; Chordata; Actinopteri; Osteoglossiformes; Mormyridae. The record is from RefSeq and is a predicted model, not a curated record. Gene Ontology annotation, biological process: transcription initiation at RNA polymerase II promoter; DNA-templated transcription.
CAUGCGCGGUACUGCCUUUGAGUCCCCCCCUUUCCAAACACAACAGAGUGAAGAUGGCGGCAGGCUCCGAUCUGCUGGAUGAGGUUUUCUUUCACACUGAGGUGGAUGAGAAAGUAGUGAGCGAUCUUGUGGGAUCUCUUGAGUCCGAGCUUGCGGGCUCGGGUCACGCGAACUCUCAGGCGAGGGGCCAAGCUUUGGCGAACCACGUUGCCGGUUUUGGGGCAGGAGUUAAUACUAAUGUCCAGGAGAGCAAAGUGGGACUCGCGCAAGAGGUGGCAGAAGCAGGCGCUGGAGUGCAAGGAGGUGUUAUUAAUAAUACGAGGUCCCCGGGUUCAGCUAUGGAUGCAGCAACAGCAGGGAUCGCAUCGGCGACUGACAGCGAGCCGCUGGCGGGGCUCAGCCAGAGCAAGACUGUGGCUGUCAGUGCUAUGGGCACUACUGUGUCCAACCACGCAACAGUCAGGGGGAAGAGCGGCACGUCGGCGGUGCAAACUUUGAAUGGGAGCAGCGUCAUUAACUCUCAUAGUUCAGGAAGUGUGACGGCUUUCGCCGGGACGCCUGAGCCCGCCAGCGGUGGCACGGAAAACGCGGCACCCGCUGUCACAGUUGUCAACAAUGGACCGGGAUCGGCUGUGAGAGGGAGCGCAGUGUUGCCACCAGCUUCGAGCACUGUUAUCCAGACGUCGUUCAUGAAUACCCAGAACAUUGUCACUUCCACGGUGAUCACGCCGCAGGCGCUGGCACUGACUACCGCACCUGCGGUCGCACUCGUGCGGCCGCCUAUGCAAGCAGCAGGAUCUGCUACCACGCAAAAUGGGAAUAACGCUGUGUUGACAUCGGGAGUGAGCGUAGCAGCCGUGCCCACGCCUGGCAUACCCUCGCAGUCUGUCACUGUGUCUGUAACCACGGGCGCCCAGGUCAUCAAAUCGGAGUCGCCUAAAACCGUACCUCAAGGGCUUGUUUCCAGCGCUGGCGGUCUGACUCUCGGCCAAGCCACCCAGCCUGCUCCAAUCGCGAAGAGCCCCGCUUUGCAAGCCGUUACGAGGGCUCCCACGCUUUCCAGCGCAGCAGCCAGCCCGGCCGGGAUACGGGCCAUCGCGCCGCCGGUGCUGGCACCACGGCUCUCCCAGGCGGCUCCGAGUCAGCCCAACAUCCAGAACAUCCAGCUCCCUCCAGGCAUGGUGCUGGUGCGCAGUGACAGUGGGCAGCUGUUGAUGAUCCAUCAGCAGACCCUGGCCCAGAUGCAGGCGCAGUCCCAGUCCCAGAGUGCCAUGGCCCCCAGACCAGCUACACCUACCAGCACUCCCUCAGUUCAGAUCACCUCAGUCCAGGGUCCCGGCACUCCCAUCUUAGCGAGGCAGGUGACGCCUACAACCAUCAUCAAACAAGCCUCAGGUGUCCAGGCCUCAGUGCAAGCCACAACCACCCUGCAGCGGCCACCUGUCCUGCAGAGCCCUAUAUUGCUUGGCGGGGCAGCCCCGGGCUCUUCUGUGGGGACCCCAGCAACGGUGCAGCCGGGUGUAGCCCAGAGGACGGUCACUGGGACACCGGGCACCACCGUCACGGCAACCACGGAAACCAUGGAAAAUGUGAAGAAGUGUAAGAACUUCCUCUCUACAUUGAUAAAACUUGCGUCUAGUGGGAAGCAGUCAUCGGAGACAGCGGCCAAUGUGAAGGAUCUCGUGAAAAAUCUCUUGGAAGGAAAGAUAGAGGCGGAAGAUUUUACCAGCAGAUUAUAUCGGGAGCUCAAUUCAUCCCCACAGCCAUACCUCGUGCCUUUCCUAAAGAGGAGCCUCCCCGCUCUCCGGGCAAUGACCCCCGACUCGGCGGCCUUCAUCCAGCAAAGCCAGCUUCAGCAGUCUGCCCCCGCCAGCACAACCUCCCUCACCACUGUGGUCGUGGGCAGCACUGCCCAGCGGCCCACAACGGUCACCCCUGCCAGCGUGAACACGGUGACCGGCGCCCUGCAGCAGCCCGUUAUCAGCCUAGCCCAAGCCAGCCACUCCAAGCCUGGCCAGGCUGCGUCGCUGGUUCUGCACCAAUCCCAGCAGCAGCAGACGGCGAUGGUGCGCCCCCCGCAGGUCACCAUCACCCAGACACCCAUGGUGACCCUCCGGCAGCCCCACAGCCGGAUUGUGCUGGGACAGCCCCAGGUGCAGGUGAAGCCACUGCAGACAGUUCCCUUGGUGAAAUCUAGUGCAUCGAUGGGGGCAAGGGGUCCAACGCCCCCUAUGGCCGCGCUGUCCGCCAUGCAGAAGAACAAGCCCAAGGAUGCUGGGGGAGGCACCUUCAGGGAUGAUGACGACAUCAACGACGUGGCAUCCAUGGCGGGGGUCAACCUGUCAGAGGAGAACGCGCGAAUCCUGGCUACCAACUCUGAGCUGGUGGGUGCGGUGACCCGUUCCUGCAAGGAUGAGGCCUUCCUCUAUACCGCCACACUGCACAGGAGGGUGCUGGACCUAGGUAAGAAAUAUGGCAUCGCUGAGCUGGGACCAGAAGUGGUGAACUUUGUGUCCCACGCUACUCAGCAGAGGCUCCAGGAUCUGCUGGAGAAGGUGUCCCAGAUCGCACAACAGAAGAAUUUCUCCUUCAAGGAUGACAGUCGGUAUGAGCAAAUCAGCGAUGUCCGCUCGCAGCUCAAGUUCUUCGAACAGCUGGAUCAGAUGGAGAAGCAGAGGAAAGAGGAGCAGGAGAGGGAGAUUUUGAUGAAGGCAGCAAAGUCCCGGUCACGCCAGGAAGAUCCUGAACAGCUACGGCUCAAACAGAAGGCUAAAGAGAUGCAGCAACAGGAGUUGGCUCAGAUGAGGCAGCGAGAAGCCAACCUGACAGCGCUGGCAGCCAUAGGGCCCAGGAAGAAGCGGAAGCUGGACUGGCCUGGGACCGGCGCCGGUGCUGAGGGCUCGGGGGUCAGUCCAUCCCUAUCCGGGGCGACGGGCACUGGGGCAUCCAGGCAGUUCACCCGGCAGCGUAUCACUCGCGUCAACCUCAGGGACUUGCUCUUCUGCCUGGAGGCCGAGCGGGGGAACAGCCACUCGAACCUUCUCUACCGCGCCUUCCUCAAAUAGUCACCCUCCUCUCUCUCUCUCUCCGUUUUAUGCUAUUUCCCCUUUUAUUUUCCUCUUUUAAUAAACAUAUAAAUAUAUAAAUACAUAAUUAUACAUUUUACAGACCUUUUUGUAACAUGCAAAUGAACAAUUGUAAAAAGUCACGUUGAUCAAUUUUCUAUUUCUGUUUAUAUGAAAAGCUCAGUUUAAGGAAGUAAAAUGAAAAGAAGUUUCUAUAAAACAAUUAUUGUAACAAUAGUUAUUUUAUUACUGUUAUUACUGCCUGUGGAUUCAUUUAAUGGAACAGACCUUUGCUUGUCAUUUACUGAGUUGCCUUCUUGCCAAAAAUAAGCCAUAUGUUUGUAUCUUUUUAAGACAUAGCAAUUAAUCUCGAAGUUACUGUCAUAUUCUGAGCUGCCAGUGACGUUCCUGUUUCCUUUUUCGUUUUGUUAAAUUGAAACCUAGCAUAAUUUAAAUACUUUGUUUAUUUAAUUUAAAAAUCAAGGGUUACUAUUAUUUAUGUCUGUUUGUGUCCUUUGUGUGAAAAUGGCACGUCUCAGUAGCGACUCCGCCAGUGAGAAUGCUGCGUCAUCCAAAGUGCAUUUUGAACGUCUCAAGAAGGAAAACGGAAACAAAACUGUAGGCUAAAACAUUUGCUACAUUUCCUAAUAAGAUUUUACAUAAUUAACAUUUCCUUUUAAUUAGGUAACUAUACUUUGCACUGUUGUUUUUCUACUCAAUAUCAAGGACUUUUGAUGUUUGAAUAAAAAUACAGAAUGUAUCUUUGAGUUAGCUGAGGUGAGCUCAGAUAUUCAGCUAGAGAAAAGUUAGACAUCUCUGGAAGCUAUGAUAGUUGCUAUGAUCUCUAUAUGACCUCGGCACAUACAUGUGGUGAAGACCAUACUACUUUUGCUGAUAAAGGACUGAUCCAAUGACAGCCCUGCUCUGAGUCACAUGGUCAUUUGGACACACACCGCCUCCUUUCUACUUAUUUUUCUAUUGAAUGUGCUAAUUGGCUCUAUUUUUUUGCAAACAUUGUAUUAAAAUUGUUUAAAUAUUAUUAUUGUAAAUAUUUUUGUUUGGCCUUUAAAAUGUGUGAUUAUCGUAGAUCUCCUUUGAACAGGUCUGAUGAUCCUGUGUAAAGUAGAACCCUGUAAUUAUUCAUUUCGAUUGAUAUUUUUUACCAAUGCUUGGUAACUAUUCCCCUCUUUCAUUCUUUUGUCUUUUACUAUAAAAAACAAAAUUGAGAUGAUGUCCAGAUGUAUUCCUCUCUUCUUGAAAUUUUUGCACAGUCAGUUGUUUAUAUGUAAAUAAUUUACCUAAAAAGUUUUUAAUUGCUAUUGUUUUAUAUAGGAUUGAAAGAGAAUUAACUCAUUAAAAAUGAAAAAUCUCUUUGUA